Messenger RNA from Eruca vesicaria subsp. sativa (arugula), 2627 nucleotides. The record is from the annotation of a GenBank genome assembly. Lineage: Eukaryota; Viridiplantae; Streptophyta; Magnoliopsida; Brassicales; Brassicaceae.
AUGAUUUGAUUUUUUUUUAAAAAAUCAUUAUAAGGCAGCUUUAAAGAAUCCAUGGAAUCCCUAAUCGAAGAAGAAGAAUCUCGUUUUUUCGACGCACACGAAGACAUCGCGUCCUGUUCCACCGCAAUCUCCUACUACGACGCAUCUCCACCGUCCAUCUCUGCCUACGACGUUUGGAUCAAAAGUCCAGGAAACGCUGAAGAGCGUCGUGAGAAGUUCUUACACUGGAUGGGAGUAAACGUGGAGGAGGAUCAACCACCUAAAUCAGACAAUGUGGAUUGUUUCUCAAACUUUUUUAGUGAAGCAACAACGGUUCUAAGGAGUUUGAGAUCCGAAGACGAGUUCAGCUCUUGUCGUUGUGAUGAUUCCUCUGUCUUUAGUCCAACAAGUGAUAAUGUAAAUAGAGCUGUAAAUGAAGUAGUGGUUGAGGAGACAAGUAAUGGAAUGGUACAGUAUGAUUACAUUAGCUCUAGUCUUUGUUCAACGGAUCUGAUUGAACCUAAGAAGGUUAACCUGAUGAUCUCGGCUUCAGCUUCAGAACAACAUGACGUUGGAGGAAUCAUGAAGAGAGUUAAGGAGAAAUGGUUGUCUCGGCUGCAUAAAGCGCGUAGUAGCAAGGAGAAAACAGAGGAUAUUACCGGUGAGAGUAGUAGGAUAGAGAGAGUUAAAGUGAAGGAGUAUAAGAAAGAAGCUAAGGAGCUUUCUGCUCUUUUCAAGGGUCAAGAGAUACAAGCUCACGAAGGAGCUAUUCUCGCUAUGAAGUUUAGUCCUGAUGGGAGGUAUCUUGCGAGUGCAGGUGAAGAUAAGGUUUUGCGUGUUUGGAGCGUUGUUGAAGAUGAAAGAUGUGAAGAACAUGAUGUUCCUAAGAUGGAUCCCACUUGUAUUUACUUUGAAGUGAGUAAUUUAUCUGAGUUGAGACCUGUGGCUGUGGAAAAAGAUGGUGGUAAUAAUGGAUCGUUGAUGAGUCCAAGGAAGACAACGGAGUCAGCUUGUGUUAUUAUCCCUCCAAAGAUUUUCCAUGUUGUUGAUAAGCCUGUACACGAGUUUCUCGGUCAUGGUGGUGAUAUACUUGAUAUCUCAUGGUCCAAGAACAAUCGUCUGUUGUCAGCUUCAGCAGACAAUAGUGUUCGGCUUUGGCAGAUUGGUCGUGAAGAAUGUCUUGGAAUCUACUCCCACAGUAACUAUGUAACAUCUGUUCAGUUUAACCCGGUUGAUGAUGACCACUUCAUCACCGGUUCAAUAGAUGGAAAAGUUCGUAUCUGGUCAGCUUCUCACUGCCAAGUUGUAGAUUGGGCCGAUGCUAGAGGCAUUGUAACCGCAGUUUGUUAUCGCCCAGACGGACAGGCAGUAAUUGCCGGAACAUUGACGAGCGAGUGUCGCUUCUACAAUGUAACAGGCAACUGCCUUCAACUCGAUGGUCAUAUAUGUCUGCACAACAAAAAGAAAUCAUCAAAUAAACGAAUAAUCAGCUUUCAGUUUGAUUCCACUGAUCCAAGCAGAGUCAUGGUAGCAUCCGCAGACUCACAAGUCAGAAUCAUCAGCGGUCGCAACGUUGUCCAUAAAUACAAAGGAUCUCGAAACGCUGGGAAUCAAAUCUCGGCGUCUUUCACCAGAGACGGUAAACACAUCAUCUCCGCGUGUGACGACUCCUCCGUCUACGUCUGGAACUGCGUCGCACACGAUCCCGAGCCACCUCCCUCUCCUGGUUUCUUCUCCCACACGAAACGAAUCAAGAUCCGAUCAUUCGAGAAAUUCUCCGCCGACGUCUCCGUCGCGAUCCCGUGGUGCGGUUUCUCCUCCUCCUCCUCCGGCGGAUCCGAGGAGCUGUCUCCGUCGCUGUUCUCGCUGGGGAGAGAGUACGUCCUCGAUUCCCCCAAGGGAUCCGCGACCUGGCCGGAGGAGAAGCUGGCGAGCUCGUUCUCUCCGGUGAAGGCGAUCCGGAGAUCGCAUUAUAGGUUUCUCAGAUCGUCGUGUAGGAGGACGGCGGAGGCGUCGCAUCUCUGGGGGUUGGUUAUUGUUACCGGCGGGUGGGAUGGACGGAUCAGAUUGUUUCAUAACUAUGGCUUGCCUGUUCCCGUUUGAAAAAAAAUCAACGGCUGCGAUUCGUUCGCGUUUAAACGUCGCCGUUUGUAUACAUAUAUACUCGGCAGCUAGGUGAAGUGUGGUGAAGCUAGUCUGGUUUUUACACGUGGCGAUGUUUAUGAGUUUUGUAUGGGCCGCGUUGGCCCGUUUUUUUGACCCGGUGGUUUGUAGCUGGGGUCUCACCAGGUCGGAGCUGAAGCCUUCAGAGGCAUACAAGGGGAUAGGGGUGGGCACGGAUCGGAUAUCCGGGUUUUUUAAGGUAUUUGUGAUUUGCUUCGAAUGUUACGGAUAUCUAAUUUUAGUAUUUGCUUUGCUUCGAAAAAAUACGGAUAUCCGGAAAAACGGAUAUCCGGAAAAUAAAUAAAUAUUUGCGGAUAUUUACGAAUAUUUACGGAUAUCUCAUCCAUUUUAAUUAGUACAAAUAAUCUUAAGAUUUUGAUACAAAUUUGCUUUGCAAAAAUAUUUUUUGCAUGAUAUGUAAAAUAAAACUUAAAAGAACUAGUGAAUUUACAGAUUUUGUAAUUUUUUAAAGUUUAAGUUACAAC